This is a messenger RNA of Coniophora puteana RWD-64-598 SS2, 1986 nucleotides long. RefSeq lists its product as uncharacterized. The coding region runs from base 1 to 1986 and encodes 661 amino acids. The transcript is spliced from 3 exons. NCBI's taxonomy places the organism in Eukaryota, Fungi, Basidiomycota, Agaricomycetes, Boletales, Coniophoraceae. Gene Ontology annotation, biological process: regulation of DNA-templated transcription. Gene Ontology annotation, molecular function: DNA binding. The record is from RefSeq and is a predicted model, not a curated record.
AUGGAGGAAGAUAUUCGACGGCGCCUCCUAAGUGCAGAAGAACAGCUCCUGUCCGCGCUUAGUGCUGACCAUCACAACUUGGCCUCGUACGAGCAAGUAUGGUCUUCGCUGGGAAACGAUCUCGCGUCUGCUAUCGCCUCGAAUGCAGUUGAUUCUGAUGUCCUUCAUCUUGCCCACACCGUCGCCUCGCACAUAUUUGAUCUGAGCAUCUACAUCCAGGAACUCCAGCAUUCCGAAGAGGACACAGUGCAGCGAAUCCGAUGUGACCAGGAGAGCAUUAUGGAAGAUUUCUGUCACCUCUCCAUCUCUUCUCCGGAGCCGCCAUCCAUUGCCUCGUCUCAAUUAACCGGUCCGUCACGUCCAUCUGCCUUGGAGCAUGAAAGUACAUUUCCAUUUAUUGCACCGGCCCUGGACUGGCUUCUCUGUAACCUCCAUAACCCUUACCCCUCUCCUGAGACCAGGAGGACCAUCGCAUAUACAUCUAGCUCCCCGCUGGACUCCGUCAAUGACUGGUUUAAAAACGUUCGCAAGCGCAUAGGUUGGACGGCGAUCCUCCAGAAUCACUUUAAGGGCUAUAAGCGUGAUGCUCUCGUCGCGGCCCACCGCGUUUUGGUCGAUGAUGAUGGUGACACUUCCUCUAACGCACCAGUGCCCCCGAAUAUUGCUUUUGACUUUGUACAAAUGAAGGUCGCCGCUGAAAGCCUCUACGAAACAAAGAAUCCUAACAGCGGGCUUGCCGGCCAGCUCGACAAUGUAGUAGAGGGUUUGAGGGGUCGGGGAAACUGGGGCGGUGAAACUAGCGGAAAACGGAAACGGAAAGCUGAACGAGAGUCGGAGCCAAGGAAAAGGAGGUGGCCAGCUUCAAAGCGUUACCCGACACCCUAUUCUUCUACGAGUUCUUCUCCGGUACCGGCAUUGGAGCAUCUCCUGACAGAUACGGACGAUGAAGAAGUUGACUCGCUACCUUCCCCCGGCCAAACUAUCGUCAGCCGCCACGUGUCGAUAUCGUCAGAUUACUCAGAGCCCACUUCUCCGCUCAAUAGUCUUCGUGCAAAGAAGCGCAGGCUGGAUGAUGGCGAGGUUACACCUCGGGUACAGAGCAAAGUGCUCGAGCACAUAGCUAUGUCUCCUGCGUCUUCAGAAUGCUCCGUUAUCAGCAGGAGUCCUUCAAUGCAACCUUCUCAGCCCCCCUCGCGGAAAAGAUGCCUAUCUGAUGUAUAUCAUACUCGGCAGACCUCUAGUGCUCGUGCCGACGAAUGUCCUGUUACACAUCGAUUUCGACAUUCCCAGAGCAAACAGCUGUUUUCUGAUGCAGACACCGAAGAGAAGCCCUCGAAGCGUGUACGGCCUAAUGACAUCGUUUCUCGCCCACAGGUUACCUUAAAAUCCCCUCCCUUGUCGACCGCUUUGGACGCGAACUAUGACUGGUUUAGCACACCUACGGCGGUUUGCACCACGGAUCUUCAGGAUGUCUCAGGGCCAGUCGAUGUCCGAUUAUUCGAUUAUACCACAGUAUCUGCAGUCGACCCUAGUUCCUUUGAUAUUUUCGAAUCCUCAUUAUCAUUCACUGACGGAUGUGUCACCAAUCUGGACUUGACUGCCAUAUCAUCGGAUGUUCAAAGCCCUUACGGCUCGCAAGCAUUCCCCGUUCCCCAGGACUUCCUCGAUUAUUUUCCCAACGCUUCUGAAGGUUGUUCAUCUGCUAACGAGCCAACCGCAACUUCGAGCUCUGGUCGGAUACUCCUUCAGGCAGAAACUCAAUUAUCCGCCUUAGAGUCUUCAGGUUAUAAAGGCCCCCCCAAUCCUGGGUCCUCCCUCUCUUUAAAUGUCCUUGGAUCUCAGGGGACAUUUUCCCAAAUGGUUUCGGAAAUUGGGUUCUCCGGUCUGUACGAAGUUUACGACGCGGAGAAAGAAGCAAAACUUCGUCGCCUCUACGAACAUACUGUCGAGAUGGACCGGCUUCGACUAGAACUUGGUUUAGCUUGA